AUUUACAAAAUGUUAGGGGGUGCACUCACUUCUGUGAUACUCUAUAUAUAAAUAUAUGUAUGUAUAUGUUCUAGCUAGAGAGAAUGCAGGCGGACAUACAGAGGCAAGCCAGGACUUCAAAAUGCUAAGAGGUUUAGUGCUAACAGGUUGCCAAAUGCGGCACUUCACAAUACCCGCUAACCCGCAACAGCUGAGGCCUGUUUGACAGCUCUUUAUAUAUGCCAGCUGUCAAGCAGGUAACCAAUCAGGAGCGAUGACAGCACCCCCUAGUCAACGGACCAGAGGGAAAACUAUAGAAGGUAGCUUUCCUUCACACCUAGGAUGCAUAUGCGUAAUUUUCCAGGUAGCCAGGGUGGUGCUGGACCUGCCCUGACCUUCUCAGUGCGCUUUCGGCAGCCUUAGUAGGUAGUUGGUAAUAGGUAGUUGGUAGGUAGUUGGCGCAUUGGAGCUUCUGGAUUAACCGGAGACUGCGCCAUCUUGUUUUCCGACGACGCCUUCGACACCUUGGAAUUCGGCAACGCUGGAAUGUCACUGGGAAGAGCAGUAAGAAAAAUUAACAACAAAUGAUGGGAAAUCCAGAAACCAUAGCAGAAGCCUACGUGGCUGUCAUUCGUCCAAAGAAUACUGCAAGCCUCAAUUCUCGGGAAUAUCGUGCUAAAUCCUAUGAGAUUUUGUUACUUGAGGUUCCCAUUGAAGGACAUAAGAAAAAGAGAAGGAAAAUGUUAUUAGAGACUAAGAUUCAGGAAGGCAGUGAUACAACCCAAAGCAUCUUGGACUAUAUACUAGAAACCACCAAACCAAUUUCACCAGGAAAUCAAGGGAUUAAAGGUAAAAGAGUUCUGCUAAUGAAGACAUUUCCUCUUGGGGAGGACUCAGGGAAGGAUGCAUCUCUUUUUGUUGUACCAACGGUUGUCAAAGAUAAUACAAAGUAUGUUUACAGUCCUGGAUGUCCAGUUUUCUACUGUUUACAAGACAUCAUGAGAGUCUGCAGUGAAUCCAGUUCUCAUUUUGCUACAAUUACAGCUAGAAUGUUACUUUUCUUAGAUAAAUGGUUAGAAGAACGGCACUUGCAAUCACAUUCAAUCCCAGCUUUAUUCAGACCAUCUCCUUUAGAGCGGAUUAAAACAAACGUUACAAACCCCGCUUAUGCUGUUGAACCCGGACAGAGCGAGAGUUCCCUUCACAUGGGAUACACUGCGUUGGAGAUCAAGAGCAAAAUGCUUGCGCUAGAGAAGGCAGACAUAUGUAUUUACAACCCUUUAUUUGGAUCUGAUCUUCAGUAUACCAACAGAGUGGACAAAGUGGUUAUAAAUCCUUAUUUUGGACUUGGAGCUCCAGAUUAUUCGAAAAUACAGAUUCCAAAACGGGAAAAGUGGCAACGAAGCAUGAGCAGUGUCAUGGAAGACAAGGAACGUCAGUGGGUUGAUGAUUUUCCUCUUCAUCGAAGUGCUUGUGAAGGUGAUACUGAAUUACUGAGUCAACUUUUGGAUGAAAAAUUCUCUGUAAAUCAGUUGGAUAGUGAUCACUGGGCACCUAUCCAUUAUGCAUGCUGGUAUGGAAAAGUAGAAGCGACACGAACGCUAUUAGAGAAAGGAAAGUGCAACCCAAAUUUGUUGAAUGGACAACUCAGCUCCCCUCUUCAUUUUGCUUCUGGUGGUGGUCAUGCUGAUAUUGUUCAGAUUCUCCUAAACCAUCCAGAAAUUGACAGACACAUCACUGAUCAACAAGGAAGAACACCAUUGAAUAUCUGUGAAGAAAACAAACAAAAUGAAUGGGAAAAAACAGCUACGUUACUUAAGGAGGCUAUUAAUAAACAAUAUGAAAAAGUACGAAUUUAUCGAAUGGAUGGUUCAUAUCGUUCUGUGGAAUUGAAAUAUGGAAACAAUACUACUGUGCAGCAGAUAAUGGAAGGCAUGCGUCUUUCUCAAGAGACACAGCAAUACUUCACUAUUUGGAUCUGUUCUGAAAACCUUAGUCUCCAGCUGAAGCCGUACCAUAAGCCACUCCAGCAUGUUCAUGACUGGCCUGAAAUUCUCACUGAAUUAACAAACCUGGAUCCUCAGAGGGAAACACCUCAGCUGUUCUUGAAAAGGGAUGUGAGACUACCUUUAGAGAUUGAAAAAAAGAUUGAAGAUCCACUGGCGAUCCUUAUCCUGUUUGAUGAGGCCAGAUACAAUUUAUUGAAAGGGUUCUAUGCUUCAUCUGAUGCCAAGCUGAUAACACUUGCAAGCCUCUUGCUGCAAAUUGUCUAUGGAAAUUAUGAAAGUAAAAAGCACAAGCAGGGCUUCCUAAAUGAAGAAAACUUGAAGUCUAUAGUACCAAUCACCAAAUUAAAGAGUAAGGCACUUCAUUGGACAAAUCGAAUACUUCAUGAGUAUAAGAGUCUCAGUACCAGCGAGGGUGUGAGUAAAGAAAUGCAUCAUCUGCAGCGCAUGUUUUUGCAAAACUGCUGGGAAAUUCCUACGUAUGGAGCUGCUUUUUUCACAGGACAAGUAUUCACAAAAGCAAGCUCAAGCAACCAUAAAGUCAUCAGAGUUUAUGUAGGCAUAAAUGUCAAAGGGCUCCACCUUCUAAAUAUGGAAACAAAGGCUUUGCUCAUAAGUUUAAAAUACGGUUGCUUUAUGUGGCAGUUGGGAGAUGGCGAUACCUGUUUUCAAAUUCAUAGUCUGGAAAACAAAAUGAGUUUCAUAGUUCACACCAAGCAGGCAGGUCUUGUCAUAAAACUUCUGAUGAAGCUAAGCAGUCAGUUGAUACCCGAGAGAAGCGACUAAAUUAAAUGGGAAGCACUUGUGUUCAAAUGUUCCACCUCAAUGAAUUGAGCAGGAUAAAAGACAUUGCCUGAUGGAGAUCAUACCAAAAACACCUUGUUCACUUGUACAUUUAUAUUGUACAGCACUAUUCUAAUAUAAUCAUUUAAAGUAUUUUGUUGGUAAAGCCAUAAGAAUAAUAUUUGUGUAUGUAAUUAACAAAAAUUCAGGAAGUAAAGUAAGACUAUAAUUCUAGACAUAUUGAGGCAUACUGAAAAGAGAAUUCUGGGAGUUGAAGUGCAGCUAUCUCAAACAUGUCAAGGUUGAGAAACACUGCACUAAAAAAUUAAAGAAUAAACAACAUAUCUGAAAUAGACAAGUUUAAAUGGGUUUAAAUCUCUUCUGUGUUAUUAUGAAUAUGUUCUAUUUCUAGAUUGCCCAAGAAAGUGCAGGUUAAAUUCUAAGACAGUGAUGGAGCAGCUAUGACACAUAUGUCAAAGGUAAUGCACCACAAUGUUUUGGAUGAGACUCCAGUGUUCAUCAACAACUAUUUUCAAAAGCAUGUCUCUUCUCACAUUAUUUUUGGAGUCUGCAAACCGAGAAAAUAGAAUGUGUUCUUGUACAUCCUCCGGAGCCGCAGGAUGUCAUGUUAGAUGGCUGUGCUUUUGCGUGGCCUUUAGAGCAGCAAUGAGCAAUUAAUUUUCCUAAGAGGCGACAUGAGAAAGAGGGACUGUUUUGAAGGCCUGCCGCCAUGCUACCCCACAGUCGCCCCACUGCCAUGGACCAAAUAUGGAUAAUCAAAGGGCAGGAUGUAGCUUGCAUGCUGUAAAAUGCCCAGUUCUGCUUUAGAGUUUCCAAAAAUCAGGUGAAAGUGGGAUUUUACAGAACUCCUUCACAUGGUUUAUGGAGGCCCUGGAAAAACAUACUCCAAAGAGAGAGUGGAGAUGAAUGAAGGCCUCAUACAACCUGGAUAAGCCUUGGGUAGGCUAGGGACAGAGACACAUACCUGUAGAGCCAAGUUAGGCAUUUUCUGAGUUUUUGACAUGCUGAGCCCAAAAGGUUUGCCAUCACUGUUCUAGGAAGACAUCAGGGUACUGGCAAUUAAAUACAAAAGCUAUGAAACAUUUGCAAGGGUUUUUUUCUAAAUUCCUUCUUAUUUGUAGUGUUGUGGCUAAAUGUUGGAUUAUGAGUGGGAGAUAUAUAUUUUAACUUGUCCACAAGCACACAAAUGACUGCAUAAUUUCAGUAUUUUUGUUUUAGCCUAGUCUACCUCACAGUUGGAAAAAAUAAGAGGGGGGUGCCCUCAGUAUGUCUUCCUGAGCUCCAAAAUAAAUGGUGCGACAGGCAUCCCCACAUAAAUAAAUACACAGAUGUGUAAGCGUAUAUGUAAUUUGUGGGAUCUGGGAAUCUCUAGGGCAGCAUUAGUUCAGUGUAACUGGCUACUCAUUGGUAUAUCAAAUAUACCUUAUUACUUAUUUUGAAUAAUUUAUAUCAAUAAGAGUUACCUUACAUACAAUUUGAAAUAUAUGGUCCUUGUAUGCCCUUGCUGCAUCAGAUAAUAAUUCUGUUUCUAAAUUAUGUUUAUGAAAUACAGCAUUUAAAAAUAUUUGUAUAUAAGCUCAAGAAAAUGUUUUUUAAAUA
Thamnophis elegans (Western terrestrial garter snake) is the source of this 4388-nucleotide messenger RNA. RefSeq names its product KRIT1 ankyrin repeat containing (gene KRIT1). Gene Ontology annotation, molecular function: protein binding. The record is from RefSeq and is a predicted model, not a curated record. Gene Ontology annotation, cellular component: plasma membrane; cytoskeleton. The coding region runs from base 564 to 2771 and encodes 735 amino acids. Gene Ontology annotation, biological process: cell redox homeostasis; negative regulation of angiogenesis; regulation of establishment of cell polarity. The transcript is spliced from 17 exons. NCBI's taxonomy places the organism in Eukaryota, Metazoa, Chordata, Lepidosauria, Squamata, Natricidae.